CCCCAUCCAAUGCUUUGGUGAUCAAUGCGGACAGCAAUGAAUGAACCGAGUGAGCAACAGUGCACAAGGCAAUUGGCCUGCGCCGCCAUAACCUCCUACAGGGAUCCCACCGCGUAGUGCGCUCCUUUGGCAUCGAGAUGCAGGUGUAGUUAGGACUAGGACCCGAAAGGUUACCUUUUGGCACUCGGCUCAGCCGACCAGCACAGCACCCUACGAUCUGUUGAAGCGUUGAUCGCGCAGGGCGAGCGGCGCCGCCCAAUGUAGGGGCGAUGUCGGACGGAUUGCUGGACUUCGCGGCGCUGAGCCACCGGACCAGCGAGGCGGGGUGGCAGGCCGACAGCUCGACGCCGCGCGAGCUCAAGGUGUUCACCUCGUGCACCACCGUGUUAGGGCCGCUGCUCGAGGGCUACCCGCCCGACUCGUACGCAAAGCACGAAGACGCGGCGAAGUCUUCGUUUAGUCUUAAGAAGCUGUUCGGCGGCAAGUCGGGCAAGUCGAAGGAGGACGACGCGAAGGCGCGCGACGCGGAGGUGCGGCUCGUCCUGCAGGCCGCCGCCACGCCGCUCGCUGCGGUGCCGAAGCAAAUAAGCCUGCCGCGACCGACGACGCCGGAACUCACGCAGUACCAACGCACCACGCGGGACGUUCUAAAAAGUUACAUCGCCGCGUCGGGCGGCUACAACACGCACACGUCCCACCAGGGCUCCGUGAUUUGCGGCCAGAUCAGCCAAUGGGCGUCCGAGAUCGUGAUGGGGAAUAAGACGGUCUACGCGUCGCCUACAGCACGGCUAGCGGGCGGCGACGCGGCGACGGGAAGCUUCCGCGUGCUGCAGGUGCCUCCCAACACGUGGCACAUGGGGAUCAGCGUGGGCGAAUACCGGAUGGAGGCGGCGUGCGACGGCGAGCUGGUGUGGCGACGGAGCAGCUGGAUGCCCGCGACGACGGCCAAGGGGCCCGUGCGACCGCUGCGACAUUUGCUAGCGGGUCUGGACCCGCCGACGGUGGCGGACGUGUUUGCGGCGGGGGAGUACGCGGGUGACGAGAGCGUGGAGGGCGACGAGUGCAUGUGCCUCAAGGUGAUGGCCAACCCGCUCGCGCUCAUGUCCAUGAGCACGGGCGGCAACACCAUGGGCGGGCGGCAGCAGGACACGUGCGACGUGCUGGCAUACCAGGUGGAGGGGCUCUUCAGCAAGGCGUCGGGGCUCCUCGUGGGCCUCAGGGACCACCACCUCACCAAAACCAAGACAACAAGCAACACCACCAUCUACUGGGAGCGAGUGAUGGUGACUCGAGUAGAGGACUUCCAACCAAGUGAGGGCGGCCUGCUCAUUCCUCGUCGUGGCCGCUCCGUGCUCUCCCUAGCCAAGAGGUGUGAUGAUGACCCAUCUGGCACCAUGCGUGCAUGGGUGAGGGAGCAAUGGACUGUCGAAUCUGUAGGUCGGGACACUUCCUCCAUCAAAGGGCUGCUAGUACGGCCGUCGGACCUGAUUAUAGCAUCAAGCUCUGCCUCCCUUCACAGAGGCUAACAGCAUGGCUCUUGUUACCCUGGAGAAGUACGAUUGCUAGGUAUUAACAUUCAUUUUGUUGUAGAACAUUAGCUUUUAGAGGUGAAAGCUGUGCUUUUAGGUAAUUCUGUACAAGUUUGUGUGCAUGCACACAACUGGUAGCAGUAGUUGCAGUACAAGAGUAAGGUGUUGAUCUGAUGUACUGGGCAAUGAAGGUUCCAAGCCCCA
Molecule: messenger RNA, 1733 nt
Organism: Closterium sp. NIES-67
Lineage: Eukaryota; Viridiplantae; Streptophyta; Zygnematophyceae; Desmidiales; Closteriaceae
Source: the annotation of a GenBank genome assembly